This is a messenger RNA of Galleria mellonella (greater wax moth), 3598 nucleotides long. RefSeq names its product integrin alpha-PS5-like. Lineage: Eukaryota; Metazoa; Arthropoda; Insecta; Lepidoptera; Pyralidae. Gene Ontology annotation, biological process: cell adhesion mediated by integrin; cell-matrix adhesion; integrin-mediated signaling pathway. Gene Ontology annotation, cellular component: external side of plasma membrane; integrin complex. Gene Ontology annotation, molecular function: integrin binding. The record is from RefSeq and is a predicted model, not a curated record. The transcript has 26 exons. The coding region runs from base 139 to 3288 and encodes 1049 amino acids.
UAUCUAUUGAUACGUAUAGAGUCACAUACUAUAAUUAGUCACAAUUUAUUAUUUGAAUUUCGAAUUUUCCUUAUGUUAUUUGUUUAUGUGUACAUCGGUUGCCAGUUCUAAUUUAUUGAGUGUUGCAUUUGCCUCAUCAUGUACUCGUAUUAUUUAUGGUGUCUUUUAGUAUUAUUAUAUACACGUAUAUCGGGAUCGGAGUCAAAGACGGAUUACUACCAUGAAUUGUCUAUGGCGAGACUUACCGCUCCAACAGCUAUAUCGAAUGAUAGUCUUUUCGGCUACAGCAUUACGUAUGUGCCGAAAAAUAAGAGAUUGAUAGUAAGUGCACCAAAAGCGAGUUUUAUUGGAGAAAUAUAUAAUUGUGAUAUAGAGCAUCAGGACUGCAUGUUAAUGGAUCACGCCUUCACAAGUCAGACCGAAGACCACUAUUCUUGGUUUGGCGCAACAGUAAAAGCAGGAAAGGACUUCUUUGUGACUUGUGCACCACGAUAUUUGACGAUAAUAAAAAAGGUAAACGGAACACAAAGCCGCUGCUAUAAGUAUUCAAGUGCAUCUAAGCACUUUCGACCAGAUAAUUUGAAUAUAGUUUAUGACAAAACAGUCAAGGGUCCCGAGGAACGUCUAAUGAAUUCCUAUGGAUGGAGCAUGGUUGUUGCUGGUCGGAAUGUGACUGUAGGAGGUCCAGCGGUCUACAAAGGUCGAGUUAUGCAGUACUCUGAUAUUUAUUUGAAAUCAGUAAGACCAACUUUGAUCUACGGACAGGAAUUGGAGUCGAUACAGUAUAAUUUUGGUUACAGUAUUGCAGUCGGCCAUUUUUUAAGAGAUGGUGUAACGAGUUUUGCAUUCAGCACGCCAUAUGGUGAAGUUGGAUAUGGAAAGAUACUAUUAUAUGAUGAGAAGACGAAAAAGUGGUAUUCAAUUAAAGAUAACACUAUUGACCGAGUGGGGUCUCUAUACGGGGCAUCGAUGUGUUCUGCUCGCCUCGAGAGAACAAGGUCAGCGCUGUUGGUCGGUGCGCCCGCGCACGCCGCCGAUCAACAGUACGAUGUCGGUGCUGUAUACAUUUAUACGUUCAGCAGGGACUCGAGUAAUAUGAAGCUUCAAUCUACUGUUUACGGUCAAAAGGAUGGAAGUUAUUUCGGCUACACUCUGGCCAGCCUUGGAGACUUGAACGGUGACGGAUGGGACGAGGUAGCAAUUUCAGCACCAUAUGAAGACGAUGGUCGUGGUGCAGUGUAUAUAUACUCCGGGAAGCACUUGCUCACCAAAUCGACGAAAGAAUUGACCUGGUUGCAGCGCAUACAACCGGAAGGAUUCCAAGCAUUUGGCUUGAGUGUCUCGAUUAUUGACGAUUAUGAUGAAAAUGGUUGUAACGAAUUGGCUAUCGGAGCGCCUAAUAACAAUAUGGUCGUUGUGCUUAGGUGCAUGGCGACAAUCACAUUCCGAGUGCAAAAACUAAAACCCGACAAGGAAAAACUUAGAAGUACUUCAACAACAGGACCCUUAUUUAAAUUUCAUUCGUGUAUCGAUAUCGAGUAUCCUAAAAAAUUGAAGCAUAUCUAUGCAAAUGUCUCUGUGACAAUUGCAAUAAUACACCAGAACUGCAAAUUAAAAAAUGCAACAGACAACAGCGGUACGGUGUUGACGCAUUAUAUACCGGUGCAUGUAUUGUACAAUAAAACAACGAAAUACUGUAGAGACGUGACAAUUGCUACACCACUGGAGGACACAUAUGACCCACUGGUCCAUUACAAAAUAUCAAUGACACUCCACGAUGAUCCGAGGAAUCAUUCAGUCUUCAAUCAGUCCCGAGUUGUUAUGAGUGACAGCGGUGACACGUCGAUAACUGAUUCGGUCUCGAUAAACGAGUGCAGUGGAGGUGAAUGUAUACCCAAACUAUACUUAUAUGUGAAGCUUUCUUUUCCGCCAUCAUACGUUAUAGGCAGUAGCAAAACCGAAUCGAUGAACAUAAAAGUAGGCAAUUCAGGCGAUGUUGCCUAUGACGCUUGCUUUUACGUGGACGUGAAAGGAGUACGUAUCAAAGAAUGGCCUCGCUCUUGCAACUGGGAUGAUGGCAGAGACGGAUUGAAAUGCAGACCAUUAGUACUGUUAAGAAACAAUACAGCCUUUGAUAACGAUCUCAUAGUGCUUGAUACACAAAGCCUCAGAAGCAACGAUGAAUCCGUUAAGGUUAAUGUAGCACUAUUUAAUCGAUGCGACGGGAAUGUGUCGAAGACAUUUACGAAAGUGAUUCCAUUGCUAACGGACAGCACAGGCGUGACGGUUAAAGGAUCGACAACAGGUGGCGACGUUGUUAACGUAACAAAAGACAAUAUAGACUUUACAGGGAAACAAGUGCACCACGUAUAUUCCAUACACAACAAUGCUUCCACAACCUGGGUGAACUUUUCAAUGAUAAUCACUCUAAAGAAGCAGCCCUAUAUCAACAACUACACUAGAAAUAUUGAAGAUGUGUACGACUGUACAGAAUUUGAUGAAACAAAUGAGACGUAUUUAGCUAAAUGUAUAGUUAAUAUAUUGAAGCCGAACCGUAAAAUUGAAGUCAUCCUAUCUAUAAACUUACCACCAAAAACAUUAGGAGAGUUUUUGAAGGUAGCAGGAGCCCCAGUCGUUUCCCGUCUUGAAAUUGUUCUUGGAAAGGAUACCAAAUCAUACAGCAUUAAAAGCAGUCUUCUCCUGUACAACGUUGAGGUACCACUUUGGAUCAUCAUCGCUGCCUCCCUCGUCGGACUUCUGCUCCUAAUCAUCAUAGGUUUUAUUUUACACGAGUGUGGAUGUCUCAAGCGUAAAAAUAAAGAAAGACUGCAAGAACUGAAAAGGAAUGUCAGAAGACAAAGUAUGAGACGGACCAUGUUAUUAAGAGAAAGCGUACUUAAUUCGCAUACAAUAGACACUCGGCCUCUUAUAGAGAAAUCAGAUGGCAGAAACAACGUACAAAGUGGUCAAGAUAUGCCCCCACAAGCUCCGCACACAGCGCAGGCCCAAAUUGAACCUAACAUAUCCCAAUAUGACACACCUGACCAAAAACCCAAACUAACUUUACUCGACUCUGAUUUUGUAACAAUAAUACCCGAACAACAAUCAAUUACAAAAGCAUGCAGUUCAACCGUAGCCCCUAAACCGACCCCAGCACCCAAACCGACACCAGCAUCUCCACCGAAUAAGAUGAUCAAUGUAGACAGUACAUCUGGUUCACAGAAACUAAACAAAAUAAGCGCCGACGUCAUUCUGGGCGGUCUCCAAAAGAAUAUAUCGAACCAAUAAAAUUUCUCGGUCAGUACCUCAAGUCUAUCUAAGAUUAAGUAGUACAUACUCGUAUAUAAGUAAUAAUACUUUCAGUAUUAGUUACAACGUUUGUAUUUCCAUAAUAAUAAGUUUAAUUUUUAUUGUAUAUUAUGACAAUUUCAUAGUUACAAUAGAUAUAAAAAUACGUAUCCUAUUUUUGUUAUAAGAAUGUUACAAAUUUGGUUUAAAAAUUUAAAAAUGCAUUUCAAUUAUUUUCAAAACUUAAUUAUAUUUAUACUUAUUCUAAGUAGUUCUAUGGAUCUAUAAUAUAAUGCAUAAUUAUCUCUUA